AUGGCAUCUUAAAGUGAAGAAAAAGAUCUAAUUGGAUCCAUUUUAAAUGGUAUUAAUAAUUAAUAAUCCUAGAUGAUGAUGAGAUUUCAUUAAUCUCAACUGUGUCUCAGAAGAGGAAAUAAUUAUCACUCAAAUCAAAAGAAUAUAAUCCUGAAUAAGACAUCAAUUAGGAUUCUAUCCUCACUUCAAAUUCUAGCAGAAUUUCAACGGGAUCAGCAUCAUAAUUGAAAUAGCAAAUAUUUUUUCAUACAUAAACCUCUAUAGAAAUGUAUUUAUUUAUAUAUAUAAUCCUUUUGCAGACAUUCAUAAUUAUCUAAUGCUUUAAUUUAAGCCUCAGAAUAGAAAUUCUUUAGUUCAUAAGAUAAAUGUUAAUGUAUAAAAUUUAUAAUAUCUAGUAGCAAUUGAUCCUCGAGGAAAACUGUAAUUGAAAUAAAAAGCCAAAAAGGAUCUCACAGUUUAACCUAUGGAAUCUUAACAUAAACAAUAUUAGUUAAGUAGUGUUCAAAUUCUUGAUGGAAAAUUGUUACUUAGCUAAAAGGAUCUUGUAAGUAUAAUUAUUAAAAAUUGUUAGUAACAAAUAUGUGGUAAUCAAUUGGUUAAUAGAAAAUUAUAAAAUGUGUUGGAUAAUAAUGAUCGAAAUCAAAAACAAAUCAUUUUUUGUUAAAUUGAAAAAGAUUGUCUUAAAACAGCUAAAGAUAUGUUUGGUAACUAUACAGUUUAAAAAAUAUUUGAUGUUGCAGAUUAUGAAUAAAAGUAUAAAUUAUAUUCUCUUUUGAUUUGUCACUUGUUGGAAUUAUCAAAAAAUUAAUUUGCUUGUAGAGUUGUUUCGAAGACGAUCUAAUUCAUCAAGUAACCAUUUAUCUAUUCUAAGAGAUUCUCAAGAAUUAAUUGAGUCAUUAAUUAAAACACUUUAUCCACAUAUAAAUUAACUUUUAAAUGAUGUCAAUGGCAAUUUUGUAUUACUUUCAUGUUUUGAAAUAUUAGAAAAAUCGAAAUUACUUUUCAUUAUUCCCUAAAUUGAAUAAUCUGUAAUUUAUGUUAUUAUUUUAGAUUAUCCCUCUCUCGAAGUCGACUUAUGGUUGUAGAUUAAUUCAAAAAGUCUUAGAACUUUACCCUUUAGAAAUAACCUAAAGAAUUCUAGAUCUAUUAAUUUCUUUCUCCUAUUAAUUAUGCUUUUAGGAAUUUGGAAACUAUAUCAUCUAAUCACUUCUUAGAAGUGGACCAUAAAAGGAAAAAUCUUAAAUUUGCCAAACUAUUAAGGAAAAUUUCGAAUAACUAAGUUGUAAUAAGUUUGGUAGCAAUACUGUUGAAAAAUAUCUUGAUCUUCUUGGACCUUCUUAAAUUAUUAAGAACUUAUGUAAAAUAUCAAAUGACCAGUACUUUAUUGAUUAAUGCUAGUUUUGUAUUUUAUAACUUAUCCAUCCAUCCUUUUGGAAAUUAUGUUAUGAAAAAGGUUCUAAUAAGUGAUGAUCCAUCAGUCGAUUAUCUAAAAUCACUAUUCAAACAGAAUCCAGAUCUUAUAUUCUAAAUAAAAAACUCUGAAUUCGGAUAAAGAGUUGGUUAAAUUUUGGAUACUUUAUGA
Messenger RNA from Paramecium octaurelia, 1582 nucleotides. The record is from the annotation of a GenBank genome assembly. Lineage: Eukaryota; Ciliophora; Oligohymenophorea; Peniculida; Parameciidae.